AUGAAGAAGCAAUUCAACCGCAUGCGCCAGCUCGCCAACCAGACCGUGGGCAGAGCCGAGAAGACCGAGGUGUUGAGCGAGGAUCUGCUGCAGGUGGAGAAGCGUCUGGAGCUGGUGAAGCAGGUGUCCCACAGCACCCACAAGAAGCUGACAGCCUGUCUGCAGGGCCAGCAGGGCCUGGACGCCGACAAGCGCUCGAAGAAGCUGCCACUGACGACGCUGGCGCAGUGUCUGAUGGAGGGGUCGGCCGUGCUGGGGGAUGACUCCCUGCUGGGGAAGAUGCUGCGGCUGUGCGGGGAGGCCGAGGACAAGCUGGCGCAGGAGCUCAUCCACUUCGAGCUGCAGGUGGAGCGGGACGUCAUCGAGCCGCUCUUCGUGCUGGCUGAGGUGGAAAUCCCAAAUAUCCAAAAGCAGAGGAAGCACUUGGCGAAGCUCGUGCUGGACAUGGACUCCUCCAGGACGAGGUGGCAGCAGUCGGUGAAGUCCUCGGGUCUGGCCAGCAACCUGCAGCCCUCGGGGGCCAAAGCCGACGCUCUCAGGGAGGAGAUGGAGGAGGCGGCCAACAGAGUGGAGAUCUGCAGGGACCAGCUCUCGGCUGACAUGUACAAUUUCGUGGCCAAAGAAGUCGACUAUGCAAACUAUUUUCAAACGCUGAUCGAGGUGCAGGCCGAGUACCACCGCAAAUCCCUGGCGCUCCUGCAGAACUUCCUGCCACAGAUCAAAGCCCAGCAGGAGGCGUGGAUGGAGAAGCCCUCCUUUGGGAAGCCCCUGGAGGAGCACCUGGCUGUCAGCGGGCGGGAGAUCGCCUUCCCCGUGGAGGCCUGCGUGACCAUGCUGCUGGAGUGUGGCAUGCAGGAGGAGGGUCUCUUCCGAGUGGCUCCCUCGGCCUCCAAGCUGAAGAAGCUCAAGGCUGCCCUGGACUGCUGCGUGGUGGACGUGCAGGAGUACUCAGCUGACCCCCAUGCCAUCGCAGGAGCCCUCAAGUCCUACCUGCGGGAGCUGCCCGAGCCCCUGAUGACGUUCGAGCUGUACGAGGAGUGGAUCCAGGCCUCCAACAUCCCGGAGCAGGAGAAACGGCUGCAGGCUCUCUGGAACGCCUGCGAGAAGCUGCCCAAAGCCAACUACAACAACAUCAGGUACGUGAUUAAAUUCCUGGCCAAGCUGACUGAGUACCAGGAUAUGAACAAAAUGACCCCGAGCAACGUGGCCAUCGUGCUGGGACCCAACCUGCUGUGGCCACAGGCCGAGGGGAACAUGACGGAGAUGAUGACGACGCUGUCGCUGCAGAUCGUGGGCAUCAUCGAGCCGCUCAUCCAGCACGCAGACUGGUUCUUCCCGGGAGACAUCGAGUUCAACGUGACGGGGAACUACGGCAGCCCCCUGCACGUGAACCACAACGCCAACUACAGCUCCAUGCCCUCGCCGGACAUGGAGCACGGCGAGCGCCGGCAGCACGAGCAGGCCCGGCGGCCCCUCAGCGUGGCCACCGACAACAUGAUGCUGGAGUUCUGCAAGAAGGACGGCCUUAGGAAAAUCCAAAGCAUGGGCGUCAGGGUGAUGGACACCUCGUGGGUGGCUCGCCGAGGCACCUCAGCGGGGCGCAAGGCGGCCUCGGCCCCCCCGGCCGCGCAGCCCCCGGCCCCGCCCGCCGAGCUGCCCCCCACGCCCCACUCGCCCAUCCCCGAGCAGUCGCCGGAGAUUUCAGCAACGCCCUCCCCGCCUCCCACCAGCUUCGGCUUCCCCCCGGCAGCCGAGCGGACAAGCACUUUCAAGCCCCCGGAGCUGUCCCCGGGGCCGCCCCCCGCCCCCGCGGCCGAGCAGAGCCCGCACUCGCUGCGCAAAGGGGCCAAGAAGCUGGCGCCCAUCCCGUCCCCGGCCAGCCUGUCCCCCACUCCCCCCAGCACCCCGUCCCCGUACGGUCUGCUCCGUUUUGAGGUCCCCUCCCUCCACGUGUCCCCGGAUGCCGCCCUGUGCCGGGACCCGCCCGAGGCAGCUCAGAGACUCUCGGGGCCGAGCCUGACCCCGCGGCAGGAGGAGGAGGAGGAGGAAUCGGAGAGCACAGCCCUAUGA
Molecule: messenger RNA, 2070 nt
Organism: Onychostruthus taczanowskii (white-rumped snowfinch)
Lineage: Eukaryota; Metazoa; Chordata; Aves; Passeriformes; Passeridae
Gene: ARHGAP44
Product: Rho GTPase activating protein 44
Exons: 21
Coding region: 1-2070 (689 amino acids)
Biological process (GO): positive regulation of GTPase activity; signal transduction; regulation of actin cytoskeleton organization
Cellular component (GO): cytoplasm; presynaptic active zone; leading edge membrane
Molecular function (GO): GTPase activator activity; protein binding
Source: RefSeq, a predicted model, not a curated record